UCCGGCCGCUGGGGGAGGGGCCGGCGCUGUCGGCGGAGUCCGGGCGGCGGGGGCAGCGCUGCGGCCGCGGCGUUGAUUUGCUCCGAGGCCCGAUCCGCAGCGGCUCCGGCCCGGCGCGGCCCCGAUGUGUUGCCGCGGCAGUGAGCGGGACCUGCAGAGCUCGGCCCGCCGGAUGGGCGCCUCCCUCCUGCUGCAGCUGUCGGCCCACGAGCGGGAGCUGGACCUGGUUUUCCUGGACCACAGCUACGCCAAACCCUGGAGCGCGCACCCCGAGGCCGGCGGCUCCCGGCCCGCCCGCCUGCUCUUCGUCACCCCGCGCCGGCACCAGGACCACGGCAGUGACUGCGAGGUGUCUGUCGAUGUUGAGACGGUGGUUCCGACACCAACCCCUCUUUAUGAUAACCAGAAGGCUCGGAGUGUGAUGAAUGAAUGUGAACGGCAUGUUAUCUUUGCGAGGUCGGACACGGAUGCCCCUUUACCACCUGAUGACUGGGAGGACCACAUCAACAGGCUGGGGUGGACUGCUGCUCAGAACAAGCUGUUCAACAAAAUAGUGAAGGCGUUGUACUCAGACCGGCUGGCGAGACUGGCAAAUGAGGGGGCCAGCAACGAGCCGGUGCUGAGAAGGAUCACGGUGGACAAGUGUGCUCGGCGAAUCCGCCAGGCCCUCGCCAGCCUGAACUGGGACACCAAGUUAACACAGUGGCUGCACACCACGCUUGUGGAAACCCUGAGCCUUCCCAUGUUGGCUGCCUACUUGGAUGUUCUUCAGACUCUGAAAUGCAAGCUCCCAACGCUGAUUGAUAAAAUGAUCAUCUCUUCCACUGCAAAGUCCGGGGCUGCUGGAGCCGAAGCCUUGCCCUUGCUGUUGAAACGGCCGUGGGACCCUGCAGUCGGAGUUCUGUCCCACAACAAACCCAGCAAGAUCCCAGGAUCUCCGCUGCUUCUCAUUGCUCCCAGUGGUCCUACAAACAACAUGGCAUCUGCGUCACGCAGAAACCGUUUCUGGUUGUCCCAGCUGUCCUGUUUGGGAAAGGUCAUCCCAGUCACCAUGCACAUUGUAAAUGGUGGUUCAGGAGUGAGUGUGUCGCAGUGCCUGGAGCACAUGAUCGGGGCCGUUCGAGCAAAGAUCCUGGAGCUACAGACUCACUUUCCAAGCAGACCAAUUGUACUGAUGGGUUGGAAUGUCGCAGCUCUUGUUGCUUGCCACGUUUCUGUGAUGGAGUUCGUAUCAGCUGUCGUUUGCCUCGGGUUUCCUCUUCUCACUGUGGAGGGACCAAGAGGAGAUGUUGAUGACCCGCUGCUGGAUAUGAAGACCCCCGUGCUGUUUGUGAUCGGGCAGAACUCAGUCCAGUGCAGCACAGAUGCAAUUGAGGACUUCAGGGAGAAGCUUCGAGUUGAAAACAGUCUGGUGAUCGUUGGAGGUGCUGAUGAUAAUCUCAGGAUCAGCAAGGCGAAGAAGAAGAUGGAGGGGCUGACGCAGAGCAUGGUGGACAGGUGUAUCCAGGAUGAAAUUGGUGAUUUCCUCACUGGUGUCCUGACCAAGACUGAGACGCAAGGAGGGAUUGAAGCCAAGGAGGUUGAUGUGGAGAAGAGAAAGCGAUGUCGGGACGCACGGAGAGACUUGGCCUUUGAGCUUCCGGAACGAAACAGCCGACCCGCAUCCCCUUUCAGCCGAGUGCCAGCCUCUCCCUCAGGUUCUGAGGGCACAUCGAGUGUGUCGAGCAGUCCUACCUCCAGCCCGAAGACAAAGAGCUCGUCCUUGUCCCCUGCCCAGAAGGCCAGCCUGAUCACAGCCACUGCCACUGCUGCCAGCCAAUCACCCAGCCUCUCUGCCCAGUUCUCCCACAUCCUUAAACAGCACAUGCAGAAGACGGGGACAGUGUUGACCCAGAAACAAGCUCAAGCUCAGUUUGCUGCUUUCCUGAAGCAGAACAUGUUGGUGAAGAAGAAUUCAAGUCCGGCCAACUCAUCCUGUGUCUUUGUUCCGGUGUCCUCGGACCAACAGGACCUGGCGGAGAAGGAGGACGUGAAGAGGCAGCUGAGGAGGCGGCAGCCGUCCAGCCCAACUCCAGUGGUCUCCAAACCUGCAAAACGAGCCAAGAUCAAGGUCACCAUUCUCUCCCACGGAGACGCGACUGCUGCCACAGCCGUGCCCUACACGGGAGCCAAGGAGGCCGGUGUCCCAAAACCCUUGACGUUAUCCGUCAGUCAGCCGGGAUCUGGCACCAAGGAGCUGACCGGAUUACUCACCAAUCAAAGAUCGGCCUCUGUGGACUCGUUCAACAGUUGCCCCAGUACACUCACCUCGACUGCCCUGCCCAUUAACACAACAGCCAGCGCCUUCCACAGUAUUCAGGCCCGAAUGUCUGCCGCCCCAGGCUCCGCCGGUCCACCACAGCCUCACCUGGGACCUGCCACACCAGGGACGCCAUCUGCAAGCAGCCUCCUCCAGGGGCUGAGCUUCAGUCUGCAGGACAUGGGGACGAAGGCCACCAGUUUGAGUUCUGCCAGUUCAAGUCAGGCCCAAAGUGUGAAGAACUCGACCUCCGCCCUGGGAGCCGUCACUGCCACGAAUCCCAUUGUCCGCACGGUCAGUGCCUCACCGGCUUCGGCAGCCCUGAGCGGCAAACCCACCGCCAUCCAACACCUGCUGAGCAAUGGAGGACUGGCCAAACUGACCAGCGGCUCAACCACACCGACAGGGGUUAAGCCUCCGACCACCAUCACUGUGACCCUGAGGACCCAGGCUGGCCGCGUGUCUGCCCUAGGACAGCCCUGCACCGCAGGCAGCCUCAGCCUUGAGGGGGUGGAGCAGGAGGUCAGGGGGCCCGAGGCCCAGGUGCAGCAGUGCUCUGACACUCUGCUCCCGGUCCCAAGAUCCCAAGGUAUCAGCACUGUCGACCAGACCAAAGUAAUCACGGCACGAGACGUAAGCAAAGGUCAAACCCCUGUGGAGUCAUUUUCUGUGGAAAAGAGUUCAAAUCCCCAGAGUUUGUGCUCAACUGUAGUUACUACAAGUCCAACAAAGACUCUUUACGUGAUGUCUGAUGCUAAGAUGUCUGCCCUCACCAAAUCUAUUAUCACUCCUCUCGAAGUGUCAACGCAGAGGUCUCUGGGGACUCCUCCUUUGAACACAGUUGGCCCAAUGCUGAGCCCUUCCAUUGCCAGCUCCACCUGCAGUGUGAUGCUUUCCAAAGUAGGGCCUGUCCUCCGGAGCUCUUCCAACACCGCGAACCUCACAUCGGGCAAGAGUGAAGUGAAACCUGCCUCAGGAGGGGAACGAUUCAGCCUUGCAAAGAGCCUGGGCCCGGGGGCUGGAAGUACAGAGACCUUGGGUAAAGUGCCCUCGGUGAUGGACCAAGGAAGCACCAUUAUCCACACCACAGAAACACCUAGCCUUGUGGGUUCCCUGGCAACCAGUGCACAGCAGUUACCAUGACCUCCUUACCCAAAGGCCAGAACUUCUGUUGGACGAUGAGAAAUGUACAGAGCCAUUGCUUUGCUUAUUCCUUAUUUUUGUAAUAUUUUAUUGGGUAUGUUGGAUCCUGUAGUAGAUGCUUGUUUUGUUGACUCCAGCUCUCACUUGAUCAGCCUGCAGGGAUAGUAGCAUCCAGUUCACGCUGAAAGGGAGUGGUGCAAGCAAUCCCAGUUGGAAUUGGGAGGCAGGAGUGCACCAAACCCCUACAGCACUGCGGUUUCUACUGUCUCUGUGAGAAUAACGUGAAAUAAAGAAAGACCAGAAGACAA
Molecule: messenger RNA, 3750 nt
Organism: Pristis pectinata (smalltooth sawfish)
Lineage: Eukaryota; Metazoa; Chordata; Chondrichthyes; Rhinopristiformes; Pristidae
Gene: kansl3
Product: KAT8 regulatory NSL complex subunit 3
Exons: 22
Coding region: 125-3442 (1105 amino acids)
Biological process (GO): positive regulation of transcription by RNA polymerase II
Cellular component (GO): NSL complex
Source: RefSeq, a predicted model, not a curated record